AUGGAGGACGGUCUGCUGGAGAUCAUGACCAAGGACGGCGGCGACAUGCCGGCCCCUCUGGAGGUGUCCACCGUGCCGGCCGUGGGGGACGUGAUCUCCGGAGAGUACAACGGCGGCAUGAAGGAACUGAUGGAGCACCUGAAGGCCCAGCUGCAGGCCCUGUUUGAGGACGUGAGGGCCAUGCGGGGGGCCCUGGACGAGCAGGCCUCGCACAUCCAGGUGCUCUCGGACGACGUGUGCGCCAACCAGCGGGCCAUCGUCUCCAUGUGUCGGAUUAUGACCACGGCGCCCCGCCAGGGCGGCUUGGGCGUGGUCGGCGGCAAGGGGAGCUUCCCGGGCGCCCCCCAAGAGCCGGAGACCCCUUCGCCUAGGAUCGGGGACAGCGGCUUGCCGGGUCGCGAUCCUGAGGACGAGGAGGACGACGACGAAGAGAAGGAGAUGCCCAGCCCCGCCACACCCACCAGUCACUGUGAGCGCCCUAAGAGUCCCUGUGCUGGUCUCCUUGGCGGGGACGGGCCACUUGUGGAGCCCCUCGACCUGCCCGACAUUACCUUGCUGCAUCUGGACGGCGAGGCCUCCCUGUGA
Cynocephalus volans (Philippine flying lemur) is the source of this 585-nucleotide messenger RNA. It is a transcript of the gene CCDC184, whose product is annotated as coiled-coil domain containing 184. NCBI's taxonomy places the organism in Eukaryota, Metazoa, Chordata, Mammalia, Dermoptera, Cynocephalidae. The transcript has a single exon. Bases 1 to 585 code for a protein of 194 amino acids. The record is from RefSeq and is a predicted model, not a curated record. Gene Ontology annotation, cellular component: cytoplasm.